CCCGGGACAGCCCCUGCGGGCCGGGCGGAGGAGGAGGAGGAGGAGGCGGAGGAGGAGGACGUGGACCGGCACCCCCGCCCCGCGCACCUGGCCGCGCCGCCGCCGCGUGUCCCUCAGGGGAGCGGGAGAGCGCCGCCGAGAGCCAUGGGCGGCCGCGCGGUCCGCGGGUGUCUCCUGCCUCUCGGGCUCCUGCUGCCGCUGCUGACGGCCGCGCCGGGCGACUGCGCGCACGUCCCCAGCAACCAAGUUGUGUUGCUUGAUACAACAACUGUUCUGGGAGAGCUAGGAUGGAAAACAUAUCCAUUAAAUGGGUGGGAUGCCAUCACUGAAAUGGAUGAACACAAUAGGCCCAUUCACACGUACCAGGUAUGCAAUGUGAUGGAGCCAAACCAAAACAACUGGCUUCGUACAAACUGGAUCUCCCGUGAUGCAGCUCAGAAAAUCUAUGUAGAAAUGAAGUUCACCCUGAGAGACUGUAACAGCAUCCCAUGGGUCUUGGGGACUUGCAAAGAAACAUUUAAUCUGUAUUAUGUGGAAUCAGAUGAGUCCCACGGAAUUAAAUUUAAGCCAAGCCAGUAUACCAAGAUUGAUACAAUUGCUGCUGAUGAAAGUUUUACCCAGAUGGAUUUGGGUGAUCGCAUUCUCAAGCUCAACACGGAAAUUCGAGAGGUGGGGCCUAUAGAAAGGAAAGGAUUUUAUCUGGCUUUUCAAGACAUCGGGGCGUGCAUUGCCCUGGUCUCAGUCCGUGUUUUCUACAAAAAGUGCCCCUUCACUGUCCGUAACUUGGCCAUGUUUCCAGACACCAUCCCAAGGGUUGAUUCUUCCUCUUUGGUUGAAGUAAGGGGCUCUUGUGUGAAGAGUGCGGAAGAGCGUGACACUCCUAAACUGUAUUGUGGAGCUGAUGGCGAUUGGCUGGUUCCUCUUGGAAGGUGUAUCUGCAGUACAGGAUAUGAAGAAAUUGAGGGUUCUUGCCAUGAGCGAGCAUUGGAACUACGGAGGUAUGAUUGA
Molecule: messenger RNA, 1008 nt
Organism: Ceratotherium simum simum (southern white rhinoceros)
Lineage: Eukaryota; Metazoa; Chordata; Mammalia; Perissodactyla; Rhinocerotidae
Source: RefSeq, a predicted model, not a curated record